GUCGCAUUGCCUCAGCUAUUACACCAUCCCAGCACCUUGCCGCAGCAUAAUUAUCAAGGCGAAAGACACACCAAACUCGAAUAGCGACCAUACAUACGUACAAACAAAUCUACAUAUUUCAAGAUGCGAAUAUCCACCAUAGUUACCGCCGCAGCUCUACCAGUGGCAUUUACAGCUGCAGCUCAACAAAGAGUGCUGGCGCACUCUACAAGCAUGAAAAUUGAGGACCUACCUAGCUCAACAGCUUCUACACCUAUCCUAGCCAACUCUACCGAUCCGUUGGCGCAAGCUGCGAAGCCAUUGACUACUGCUGCGGCCGAGAAACCGGCUUUGGAAGCUUCUGUCAUGGGGCUUAUUGUCUUUUCUGUUGCUGGAUUAUGUUUAAUAUGAAUUAAAGGGGAUGAGGGUGCACUCUCGGCGGAUUGUUGGGUUUAGCAUUUUCACUGGCGUUUUUUCGGAUAGGACCAUCAUGAAUGGUUCGGGAAUGAAUUGGGAAUGGUUAUGACAGGCAUUGAGACCUUGAUUUAUUGGUCUUUAUUUCGGUGGCGUUUUGAGGGUAAGAAGAGGUCUGCGCAUUUUUGGAUAUACCCGUGUCUGCAUCAUUUUUUGAAUACCAUCAAUUCAUCAUCACGA
Hypoxylon trugodes is the source of this 633-nucleotide messenger RNA. RefSeq lists its product as uncharacterized. Bases 124 to 390 code for a protein of 88 amino acids. The transcript has 2 exons. The record is from RefSeq and is a predicted model, not a curated record. Lineage: Eukaryota; Fungi; Ascomycota; Sordariomycetes; Xylariales; Hypoxylaceae.